Messenger RNA from Peromyscus californicus insignis, 2514 nucleotides. It is a transcript of the gene Cd93, whose product is annotated as CD93 molecule. The record is from RefSeq and is a predicted model, not a curated record. Gene Ontology annotation, molecular function: calcium ion binding. The transcript is spliced from 2 exons. The coding region runs from base 274 to 2409 and encodes 711 amino acids. Lineage: Eukaryota; Metazoa; Chordata; Mammalia; Rodentia; Cricetidae.
UUCAAGUCCCUAGCCCCCAAAGCCUCUGCUCACUAGACCGCAUGCCACUGGGGCUCUUCACGCUAUGGGAAAGUGAAUGGACCCAAAAUAAAGCAGCCAUAUCUCUUGGCUCCUCUGUACUCCCCAUCGUGUUUCCACAGCUCUGAGCCAGAGACCAGCCACACGGUCGUCCUGUGAACAACAAAACCGUGAUGAAGGCAACAGGAGUCAGAAUGCUAUUCACGGCAGGAAGCCCCAGCAUCCGGUGAGAAAUAAGAAGUACUAGAGCACAGGAUGCGCCCUGGGUCAGGGGGACGUAAAAAGCCUGGAGUCUGUAACCUUCUCUGCGCCAGAGCUGUAGUGGCUUUGCAGCAGAGCCACAGCCCUCAGCUCCCCUCGGAGCACAACCGGGUGCCAAGCUCUAAGAUCCAGAGGGGGCUGCUGUCAUUGUGGGGGAGUCUAGCCUCUCCCAGAAGAAGACACAGCAGAAUGGCCAUCUCAACAGGUUUGCUGCUGCUGCUGCUGCUGCUCCUGGGUCAGCCCUGGGCAGGGGCUGCUGCUGAUUCAGAGGCUGUCGUAUGCCAGGGGACUGCCUGCUACACUGCCCACUGGGGCAAGCUGAGCGCCGCUGAAGCCCAGCAUCGCUGCAAUGAGAAUGGAGGCAAUCUAGCCACGGUGAAGAGCGAGGAGGAGGCCCGGCACGUCCAGCAAGCCCUGGCUCAGCUCUUGAAGACCAAGGAACCCUUGGAAGCCAAGAUGGGCAAAUUCUGGAUCGGGCUUCAGCGAGAGAAGGGCAAGUGUACGUACCAUGAUUUGCCAAUGAAGGGCUUCAGCUGGGUGGGUGGUGGAGAGGACACAGCUUAUUCAAACUGGUACAAAGAGAGCAAGAGAUCCUGUACCUCUAAGCGCUGUGUGUCCCUGAUACUGGACCUGUCCUUGACACCUCACCCUAGUCACCUCCCCAAGUGGUAUGAGAGCCCCUGUGGGACUCCUGAUGAUCCAGGUAAAAACAUUGAAGGUUUCCUGUGCAAGUUCAACUUCAAAGGCAUGUGCAGUCCCCUCGCCCUGGGUGGUCCAGGGCAGGUGACUUAUACCACCCCUUUCCAGGCCACCACCUCCUCCCUGGAGGCUGUGCCUUUUGCCUCUGCUGCCAAUGUAGCCUGUGGGGAUAAGGCUGAGAAUAAGAUUCGUUAUUUCAUAUGCAAUGAAAAGACUCCAGGUAUAUUCCAUUGGGGCAGCUCAGGCCCCCUCUGUGUCAGCCCCGAGUUUGGCUGCAGUUUCAACAAUGGGGGCUGUCAGCAGGACUGCUUCGAAGGUGGGGAUGGCUCCUUCCGCUGUGGCUGCCGGCCUGGAUUUCGGCUGCUGGACGACUUAGUAACUUGUGCUUCUCGGAACCCCUGUAGCUCCAGUCCAUGCACAGGAGGGGGCACAUGUCAUCCUGUACCCCUCAGCGAAAACUACACAUGCCAGUGUCCAAGUGGCUACCAGCUGGACUCUAGCCAAGUACACUGUGUGGAUAUAGAUGAGUGCCAGGACUCCCCCUGUGCCCAGGGAUGUAUCAACACUCCUGGAGGCUUCCAGUGUGAGUGUUGGGUGGGCUACCAAUCCAGUGGCCCCAAAGAGGAGGUCUGUGAGGAUGUGGAUGAAUGUGCCCACUCGCCCUGUGCCCAUGACUGUGUCAACACUGUUGGCUCUUUCCACUGCUCCUGUAAAGAUGGCUAUGCCUUGUCUGGGGAAGACAGUACCCAAUGUGAGGAUAUAGACGAGUGUUUGAACUCCAGCGGCAAUCCAUGUGACACCUUUUGCUUCAACUCGGAGGGUUCCUUCAGCUGUGGCUGCCUGCCAGGCUGGGAGCUGGCUCCCAAUGGAGUCUCUUGUAUCAAGGGCAUUGUAUCUUUAGAACCACCAACCAGACCUCCCCAAAAGGAUGGCAAAGGUGAUAGAAAGGGGAGUACUGUGCCUCCUUCUGAAAUGCCCAGUUCUUCUAGAGGCUCUGAGAAUGUCUACAAGGGAGGACACACCACAGAUCACCCCUCCCUCCCAUCGGAUACCCCCAAUGCCUCUGUUCCACCAGAAAUAUCAGUCCCUAGUGAGGCAUCUGGUGUCUGGAUGGAGCUGAGUACACACCUCCCCACGGCCACUGGCCACAGCAAGCCCACACAUGAAGAUUCUGUGGCGGCACACAGUGACAGCGACACCAAUGGGCAGAAGCUGCUUCUGUUCUACAUCCUGGGCACUGUGGUGGCCAUCUCACUCUUGCUGGCUCUGGCCUUAGGGCUUCUCAUUUAUCGUAAACGGAGAGCCAAGAAGGAAGAGAUAAAAGAGAAGAAGCCCCAGAAUGCAGCUGACAGCUAUUCCUGGGUUCCGGAGCGAGCCGAGAGUCGAGCCCUGGAGAAUCAGUACAGCCCAGCACCUGGGACAGACUGCUGAAGACAAUGUGGCUGUAGAAACACAGGCAGCUGCCACUACUUUCAGAACUUUCCAGUCCCCGAUAAGGGGGUGACCAACAUCAUUCUGAAAGACUGGACUGGACUC